ACACAUCCCUCCAUCUAAUUAUGAAGGCAGCAGCGAUGAUCGCGCUCGCCAUGUGCGGAGCUACGGGAACGGCCGCGUUCCAGAUCCCGGUUUUCACUCGUCCAGCAACGGGCGCAUCAAGCCGCAGCGCGCUCUCGAUGGCGCAGCCCACGGUCGGGACCGGGACGGGCAAGGGUCUCCAGUACAAUCCGGAGAAGUAUACCGACGAGAAGAACGCGAAAAACUACCGGAAACUGUCCGAAGCGCUAGAGGUGUGGAAAAAAAGAUGUGUGUACAUGCACGUGGUGGCUGCGGAUGUGGAGGCUCGCUUGGCCGAGGAGGCGGCAGACCAGAGGGCGAGGGCGGGCGAGAUCCGCCGAGAAGCGAGGAUGGCCAAAAUUAAGUUCAUGGAGGACAUGCCCGACAACACAGAGGCGAGGGCAUGGUUUUCACAGCAGUUGGGAGUUGAUGCACGAUUCGAGGAUGCAAAAGUGGGUACCGUGGAAGAGUUCAUGUUCAAGGAGGGCGUGCGGGACAUCCUCGAGAAGCUGGACUCGGACCUUGUGGGGCUGAUUCCCGUUAAGCUGAGAGUGCGCCAAAUCGCCGCCCUGCUGGUGCUUGACAAGAUGCGCGGCAAGCUGGGCUUCGACACGUCCGUGCCUUCCCUCCACAUGUGCUUCACGGGCGCCCCCGGCACGGGUAAGACCACCGUUGCCCUUCGCAUGGGGCAAAUCUUGCAGCGUAUGGGCUACUGCCGACAGGGGCACGUCGUGGUGGCAACGAGGGACGACCUGGUGGGCCAGUACGUUGGCCACACCGCCCCCAAGACCAAGGAAAUGAUCAAGAAGGCAUUCGGAGGUAUUCUGCUGGUCGACGAGGCGUACUACCUGUACAACGCGGCGAACGACAAAGACUACGGUCAGGAGUCGAUCGAGAUCCUCCUCAACGUCAUGGAGGAGCAGAAGGACGACCUCAUCGUCACUCUCGCCGGAUACAAGGACCGCAUGGACCGCUUCUUCUCCUACAUCCCGGGUAUGUCGAGCCGUAUCGGAAACCACAUCGACUUCCCCAACUAUUUGGUCGACGAGCUGGUAGAGAUCGCGAUGGUGAUGGCCAGGGACCUCCAGUACUUCAUGGACGACGCGGCCCUCGCGGUUUUCAAGGAAUACAUCGAGACCCGCAUGAAGUUCCCUUUCUUCUCCAACGCGCGAACUGUCCGUAACGCCAUGGACCGUGCUCGCAUGAACUCUGCAAUCCGCGUUUUCAACAACGCUGUAAUGUCUGAAGGCGACGGAGGCAUGGUUUCCGAGAAGGACUUGGCUGUGAUCUGCGACGCGGAUUUCCAAGUUCUACUUGACGAGCUCUUGGCGUACGAGGCCAUUGGCAAGCUCGACGCUAUCGUUGCCUAAGAUAAUUAAACGUACGAUGCUGCGAGCUUGUAGAAUGUGCCAGGAUCAGAGCAUAGCUACU
This is a messenger RNA of Ectocarpus sp. CCAP 1310/34, 1449 nucleotides long. Lineage: Eukaryota; Phaeophyceae; Ectocarpales; Ectocarpaceae. The record is from the annotation of a GenBank genome assembly.